GUUGAUCGAUAAUGUUUUUCCCUUUUUUUUUUUUUUAUAAAAAAAUUAGGAGAGGAAUUUUUUAUCACACUUCAUCUACUUAUAAGUUUUAUUACAAUGUCAUUAUUUCCAGAGCAUAAUUCAAAUAUUUUACAGUUUACACCUUUUACCUUUGAACCUCCACCAGUUGACUAUUCGCAAUUCGAGGGUAUAAGCUCAUUUCCUUCUUCAACACAAUUCUAUGAGGCUUCUGUUAUUACUGAAGCUUUCUUAAAGGAAGACGCGUAUCUUGGCAAGGGAAAAGGAAAACAAGUUGAAGAAAAUGACCUUAAACCAGAAACUCGGAAACAAACUAUCUUUCUUAACCCACUUUUUAAAUAUGAUUCAAAUUUUUGGUCUACUUCAAAUCAAAGUACUGGAGUUAAAUUUCAUCCUACUCGUUCAAAAGAUUUUGCGUGUUAUGUUUUUGGAAAGGAGCCGAAAGAGAAGGUCAAAAAAGAGAGUUUCACUUUGGAUACUCAAAUUUAUAAUUGUUCCUUAGUACAUGAUAUAGACUCUCGAAGAGUAUUUUACAAUGAAGCUUUUUCUAUUUUCCGAGAAGCAGCCAGAGCACCCUUUAGCAAAGAAUGGCGCGAAAAGUCGAUGCGAGAAAAAUUACUAUGUGAUAUCUCAUGGAAUUAUGUAAACGCUAUCGUGAAUCAUAUUAAGAGUCUUCAAGAGAUCCCAAUUAAAGAUAAACAAAUCCAGAAUGAAAUCAGUACAUUUAGAGAUAUGAUGGCCAUUUGGGAGUUAUGUCGAAUUAUGUAUUUCAUCAAAUCUGAAAGAUAUCAGAGAUUAUCAACAGAUUUAUUGACUUGGUUAAAUGAAUGCUACCCCUUAGGAGCUUUAACAGAAGAAGAAUUGAAUGAGUUAAGAGAUAGUCCUAAUCUUCGUAACACUGUGACUUUCUGGUCAAGAUUAUAUAAAUUAAUUCUUCGCGGUUUGUUUCCACAAGCGAUAAAUUUUUUAAGAAGUAUAAUUAUGGCAGUGGAAAUUACAAGUGAUCAAAUCAUUAAUAGAGAAAUUAUAAUAAAUGAUAUUAUACAAUCCGUUAUAAAGUGCAUAAAAUCUAGACCAAAAAUGUCUUCAUAUGAUACAGGUUUAGCUUGGAGAAAUUGGCUUUCGCAGUGCUCACAAUUACAAAAAUCUAUAAUUCUGGAGAAUAAAUUUUUAGAGGAGAAUUUUAUUAUGAUUCUGAAAAUAUUAUCCGGUGAUCCUGAUGCCAUUCUAGCUAAAAGUUCUUCGUGGUUGGAAGGGUUAGUCGCCCUAGUUUAUCAUAAAUAUCCUAAAUGUGAAACUUCAGAUGUAAGAUCUACGUUAGGGCCGGUUUUUAUUAGAUUCUCUGUACAUCCUGAUCCCACUAGCCAGGCUCUAAAACGAAUUUUUUAUCAACGUAUUGAUGACGCAUUAAGCUACUGUAAACAUAUCGAUCCGUGGUUGUUAUCACAUUUAACAGACUUACUUUGCAAAACCGACCUGGAUGAAACAAUAGGCGGAAAGAGCUUAUUGUUGCAUCAGCAUCGUGAAGGUUAUUUAAUUAAAUUUGCGGAACCAUUAUUAACGCACUCUACACUAUGGCAGGUUGGGUUUAAAUAUUUGGAGCAUUGCGAGAAAUUUGGAAAAGUAUUUAUGGAAGAAUUUGUUGGAAAAAUUCCCUUUGAUAACGAGAGAAAAUUCGAGAAAAUAUUAAAGAUUUGUGAAGAUAAUGGAUUAAAAUUCGACGAGAAGUGUAUCAUUACGACUAUGGGCACCAAAUACAUGCAGAUAAAGAGAUAUGCUUCAACUAUUAUUUAUUAUAUGCGAGCAGGAAAAGACGAAAGUCUUAAAGCAAUUUGUAAUAUAUUUCUAACACAGUAUGUUGAAUCUGGUAAAAUUAUGUUUAGUGAAGUACUUGAUAGUAUUCCUGUUGAUAAAAAUUCCAAUGAAUCGGUUAACUUUCUGUCAAGAUAUAGAUUGUAUCAUUCUUUAAUCCAGGAUGAAUUUUAUGUCCAAGCAGCACAAGUACUAGUUGAAUGUUUACGCUCUGAAAUAUCACCAAAAGAAUUUUGGGGCGUAUUAUUGUUUCAUACAGUACCAUUAAUGAAAUUAGGCCGAAGAAAAGGGAUAAAAUUAUUCGAGAAGAUACAUAUUGACGAAUUUAUAUAUUAUUGUUCUCAAGUACUUGAUAAAAGAAUAGAGGAUUCAUGGUUAAAAUUAGUACAAAGGAUGAAAAGAUGGCAUUAUAAGGAGACUGGUUAUUUUGACAUUUCGGAAGAUCUGAAUCCAGUAAAGAUUGAGUGUGAAAGAUACAAGAAAAAUUUAGAAAAAAAUCAUUCUGUUUAAAAGGACUUUUACAUAGAGUUGAAAAUGGGAAUGGUGAAUGUUACUGUACUAUAUGAAUAAAAAUUUAUAAAAUUUGAAAUA
Molecule: messenger RNA, 2421 nt
Organism: Rhizophagus irregularis DAOM 181602=DAOM 197198
Lineage: Eukaryota; Fungi; Glomeromycota; Glomeromycetes; Glomerales; Glomeraceae
Source: RefSeq, a predicted model, not a curated record